Molecule: messenger RNA, 3786 nt
Organism: Chelmon rostratus (copperband butterflyfish)
Lineage: Eukaryota; Metazoa; Chordata; Actinopteri; Chaetodontiformes; Chaetodontidae
Gene: nphs1
Product: NPHS1 adhesion molecule, nephrin
Exons: 29
Coding region: 1-3747 (1248 amino acids)
Biological process (GO): cell-cell adhesion
Cellular component (GO): cell-cell junction
Molecular function (GO): cell adhesion molecule binding
Source: RefSeq, a predicted model, not a curated record
AUGAAUAAUGUGGCCAGACACAAUGGGGUGCCUUCUCAGACAAAAGACCACAAGACAGCAUCCCUGUGGUGCACGCAGGCCCAGCAGGCCUUCAGGUCUGAGCCCAGGAACCUCACUGUGCGGAUGGGAGCCACAGCUGUGUUGAGGUGUGAGGUGCUGCGGGCCUCAGGGACUGUGCAGUGGGUGAAGGAUGGCCUCCUCCUGGGACCUCAGAGAAGCCUGCCAGGCUUUCCACGCUACAGCAUGAUUGGAAACCCCAAGAGAGGGCAGUAUCAUCUCCAGAUUGAGAAGGCCCAACUGGAAGAUGACGGCCCCUAUGAAUGUCAAGCGGGCCGGUCUGAGAGCAGCCGAGCGAUCAUUUCCAAUACAGCCUGGAUCAACAUGCUAAUUUCUCCUUCCAAGCCGUACUUUGAGGUGGACAUGGAAACACCUUGGGUGGCAGGGAAGACGUACACCGUCACCUGUGUCGCCCCCGACGCGAGGCCCAUGGCUGAAAUCACACUUUUUAAAGAUGGAGUCGAGCUGACAGGUGCAGAGUCUUUCACCAUGUCUGGCUCAAAGGAUAAGCUCCUGAACACGCGUGCUGAAGUAACCGUCACCGCUCUGAGCUCUGACAACGGGAGGCAGCUGGCGUGCCGUGCCACCAACCCCGCCCUUUUCCGGCCUUGGGAGACCACAAUGACCAUGAGCGUGUACUUCCCACCUCAGCCUCCAGUUAUUGUAGGUCUGGAGAGAGAGGAAGUCAAAGCGGGGAGAUUGCUCAUGUUGGAGUGUGUGUCUCAUGGUGGAAACCCCCUAGCCACUCUCCACUGGACCAAGAAUGGAGAGGCUUUGUCUACAACUUGGAAGGAGGACACUGUGGCGCAGAAGUCCAGCAGCGUCCUCCACCUGAAGAUCAGCCCCGAGGACAACCAGGCAGUGCUGUGCUGCGAGAGCGUCAAUCUGGUGUCCCUAUCGCCCCUGUCCGUCAGCCGCAAAAUCACUGUGCUCUUUGAGCCUGCAGAGGUGACGCUGUUGGGUUCGCUCACGGCCACUGAGGGGCAGGACUUGAGUCUGAGCUGUUAUGCCACCUCCAGUAAUCCCCCCGUCCAGAUUCGCUGGUGGCUGGGCUACAAGGAGCUCAACACAUCUAUUGUCACCGUGGAAGAGGGAGACAAUGGUGGGAUGACAACCAUGUCCAACAUGACCCACAGGGUCUCCCGCGAGGAGGAUGGGCUGAAACUCACCUGUGAGGCUUUCAACGAGGGCACACACUUCUCCAAGAUCCAAGUCGGCAAGCUCAGUGUCUACUACCCUCCUCAGAAGGUUUGGAUCGAUGCUCCUCCUCAGGGUGUCCCCCUUCAUUCAGGGACCACGGUCCGUCUCAUCUGCUUCUCGACUGGAGGCAAUCCCCUUGGGACUCUGACCUGGUUCAAGAACGGAAAAGCCGUGACUGAUGCAUUGAAGCAGGCGUCCUUUGAUCGGGGUGUGGCUCGAGAACUGGUCCUGGUUCUGGAGGCGAGUGACAACAUGGCUGCUUACCGCUGUGAUGCCAAAAAUGAGGCAAAGAAGACCAUCUCCGCCCACACCAAGCUCACAGUUCACUUUCCUGCAAUAAGUAUCAAGAUCACAACUAAACAGGAGGAGCUACGUCGGGGCCAGAUGCUAACUCUGGAGUGCCAGUCUGGAAGCAGUAACCCCAAGGCCAACGUCUCCUGGAGUUUGGGGACACUCAGGUUCCAGGGAGUGGAGCAGCCACCCAGGAAGGCUCAGUUUGGUGGUGUGUCAGUGCAGAGUUCUGUAUCCCUGAAUCUGAGUUCACAGCAUCACAACCAGAGGGUCGUUUGCCAGGCCUACAGUCCUGUGCUAGCAGAGGUGCCCAACACAUUCUUCAAACUUAAUGUUCUUUACCCACCAGAGUUCAGCCCAGAGCAGCCAACGCAGGUCCAGGUGGUGGAGGAUGACAUGGCAACAAUCCCACUGCUGGUCUCAGCUAACCCAGAGGAGGUCUCCUGCAUUUGGCUGCACCGCAGGGAGAAGCUGGUCAAAGAGGGAGAUCUGCGCUACCACUGGCCGGACGACAACUCACUGGAGAUUGAGAAUGUGACGAGGAAAGAUGCCGGCGUUUACACAGUCAAGUGCACAAAUGACGAGGGUGUCGACCAAACCUCCGUCAUGCUCGACGUUCAGUAUGCUCCCAGUGUCAAGGCAGUGAAAGACCCUGUGUUUGUGAACCGGGGGGAAACAGCAGACCUAAUAUGUGUGGCAGAUGCCAACCCUGUGAUAUCUGGCAUGUUCUCUUGGAAAUUGCUGGGAGAAAGGGAGGUGGGGAUGGGAGAGGAGACUCAGGAAGAUGAAUCUGGCCUUCUGACCAUCCAUGAUGUGACUCGGGCUCAUGCUGGCCUUUACCAGUGCACAGCUGAUAAUGGCAUAGCACCCCCUGCCACUGCAGAGGUGCAGCUGGUAGUGCAGUUCAAACCGGAGCUUCAGAAAGGACCGCAGUGGAGGAAGGUAGCGAGCAGAGGGGAUGGAACCACUACAGCUGAGGUUGUGUGUCAGGCAGAAGGUAUCCCUCGUGUUGACUUCUCUUGGGAAAAAAAUGGCGUACGCAUGGACUUUGCAAACCCCAGGUAUGAGGAGCAGACUGUGAGGGAGGGCUCCUUCCACACCAGCACAGUUCUGGUAGUAAAUGUGAGCGCAGCUCUGGACUAUGCUGUCUUCAGCUGCACUGCUCAGAACUCACUUGGGGAAGACAAACUAGACAUCCAGCUCGUCAGCACAAGUCACCCAGAUCCUCCGUCAUCGUUUCGCCAAGUCAGCACUACCCACGACUCAGUCACUCUGGAGUGGAUCCCCGGCUUCAGUGGCGGUUUGCAGCAGAGAUUUCGUGUAAGAUACCGUUGGGAUCAGUCAGCAAGUUUCCUGUACGUGGAUGUCUUUCCUCCCAGCGCAGCAGCCUUCACUGUCACCGGCCUGCAGCCUGCUACCACCUACAACUUCUCUGUCAAUGCCCUCAAUGCGAUGGGAGAGAGUGGCUAUGCUGACGACAAUGCAGUACUGACCAUCACCACCAAGGAGAGGCCAGAGCUAGAAGAAGUCCCAGCAGAUGAUGACUCAGUCUCACAGAGUGCAAGUGGACUGUCAGGCUAUUUGACAGUGGUGUUCACGGUGGUGUUUGGAGUCAUGCUGGCGUUGAAUUCACUGGGCUGCUUCUUUGGAGUGAGGUGGAAGAGGAGACGAGGCCAGACAGGGGGUAGAGGAGGCAGUGUGUCGGACGGAAAGAAGAAUGAAGAGGAGGGGUCCAACCAGUCAACUGUAAGCAACUCCAAUAAGUACGAGAGCAGAGAAAAGAUCAACGCCACCGCCCAGCGCACCCUCCUCGUCGACUCUGGAUCCGAAACAGACAGCAACGUCUACGAGAGCUAUGCGGCGGAAAGCUCCCAUUAUUAUUACCCCACCGCUGACUACAUGCCACCUCUCAGUCCACACCCUGAGGAAAUACGCAGGCUCGAUGUUACUCGCCUCCCCGAGGACGCUCACAGCCAUCUGUAUGAAGAUGUGAGAGACGUGGGUCUGCACCAGGACAUCCUGCCUUCCCCUCUCUCUUCCGCUCUGCCCUUGUUUGACCAAAGAUUGCCUCAUCAAAGGAAUGAGUGGAAAUCACCGACCCACCCUCAGGAUAUUGAGAGAGUGAGGGAGUUCAUGGAUGUUCAACAACCGAAGAGAGAUUCUGAUCUACCCUUUGAACUGCGUGGCGAAUUGGUCUAGAACGAGAGGAUCAGAGCAAACAAAUAUGCUAAGAGGGGG